This is a messenger RNA of Neopsephotus bourkii (Bourke's parrot), 1931 nucleotides long. RefSeq names its product T-lymphocyte activation antigen CD80-like. Lineage: Eukaryota; Metazoa; Chordata; Aves; Psittaciformes; Psittacidae. The coding region runs from base 475 to 1419 and encodes 314 amino acids. Gene Ontology annotation, biological process: immune response; T cell costimulation; cell surface receptor signaling pathway. Gene Ontology annotation, cellular component: external side of plasma membrane. The transcript has 6 exons. The record is from RefSeq and is a predicted model, not a curated record.
GUGCUGCCCGACACUUACAUUCAGCACCCAAUGGUUGUGCGCAGGGCUCUUUCCUGCUCCUUUACCCCUCCUGCCCCCUUGCUGGAGGCACAACCAAACCGGCACCGAGGGCCGAAGGCGGCACCCACGCCCUUACGCAAGCCCAUAAGGAAGCUGUAGGCGGGCAAGAGGUGACUUAUGAGGCUGAGCACUCGCCUGCGCCUGGCCUUCCCCUUGCCCUGGUGUGGAGCAAGCGCCUCGGUGGCCCUGCUGCAGGAGCCGCACACCCAUGGCCUGGCACUGAGCCCCCUCUCUGCCUCAGGGGGAGCCACAGGUACCCUGUGAGGGAAGUGCAAAGGGCUGUGAUUGUGCUCGUGGUUUCUUGGGGGUGAAGUGAGCAGGAAGGAAAGGGACGUGGUGGCAAGUGCUGUGGCUCCUCAGGCGCUGCUCCCCUAUCUGUGUCCCCUCUCCUCCAGGCCCAGGAGCUACAGGAAGAUGGUAUGCCUGCCCGCCGCCCCACUGGCACUGGCGUUGAGGAGGUGGCUGGGGAUCCGGCUCUUUGUGCUGCUCUGCCUUAGUUUAGGCUAUGCACAGGAGAAGAAAGUAGUCAAAAGCAAGGUGGGAGAAAAAGUUGGCCUGCCGUGUUGUCAUGAAAUUCCCAGCUCAGAAAGCCUACAGAACUACCGGGUCUACUGGCAGAAGAACAUUACAGAGGUAGUGCUUGCCUAUGCAGCUGGGGAGAGGAUCUCUGAGCACAACUCUGCCCGAUAUGAAAAUCGGACAGAGAUAGACCCCAGGAACCUCACCCUGUGGAUCUCCCCCAUGGAAAUCCUAGACAAUGGCUCUUACUGGUGUGUAGUUCAGCACCUCAGAUCUUCACAGAACUCCGUGGUUGUGUGUAAUGAGCCUGUCAACCUCUUUGUUACAGCUGACUUCAGUGAGCCGAACCUAACAGCAGAAGUAUCCACUGAUUCUUGUGAAUCAACUGAGCUGGUGGUAAUGUGUUCUUCUUAUGGAGGUUUCCCCAAACCCAGACUCUCUGGAGCCCUCAACAAUACGUCCGUGGUGUGGAAUGCCAGCUGGGUGACCGAGUCCAACCUCAGCCCAUACAACAUCACUGGCAAACUGUCACUCAAUGUGACCCAAGAUGUCAACAUCACUUGCUCUGUUGAAUACAACGGCUUUACCAAGUCCACCAGUUUGCUUCUGAGAAAAACAAAUGACUGUGUUCUCCCUACCGUAGCUCCCUCUUAUAAUGUCAUUACUGUUUCAAGUAUCAUCGUCAUCUUCCUUUUGGCUAUCACCCUAGCAGCAAGGUACCUCCCAAGGCAUGUCUGUUCUCACUGCUGUAAGUGUCAGGAUUCAGUGGAACAGGAUGUGAAAGAAGGUACAAAGCCACCUCUGAGCUCUAAAGUGACACCUGAAACAUCAUUUGUAUGACCAGAUUGCAUUGGCAGGUUUCUUAUCCUGUGUAUUCCGCAUUGAAGUCCCCACUGCUUAUUGUACAGCAAUACUUAUUGUGUUGACCCUUCAGCUCUCUGAAAGGGGAUGACAGCAGUAGAAAGCUCUGCUUAUGAAGACUGGCAACAUAAUCCUGUAUAAAUGAAUGCAAACCCCCACCUACGCCACAGAAGCUGUGGUGUGGUCUCCUUACAGCAGGUCACUGGUAUUCCAGCUGGGAGGACCCUCCACGUUCCUGCAGCAGGGCAGGAGCAUCACGGGCAUCAUGUUCAUGUUCAACGGUUUGGGAUCCUCUGGCUUUGAUGCUGCCUCUGUGAACACCAGGGGCCCCGCAGAGCCCUGGCAGGCAGCCCACAGCCACAAGCGCCGUUAGUAACACAGAGCUGGCCUUUGGCAGACCCCAGGCCCUGACACAGAGUCUCAAGUCAGGCUGUGCCUCCAUGUGGUGACUGGGAGCAGCUAAAACUUCUUACAUUCAGCGUCGUGCAGGU